ACAAACCUUUGCUCCUACUCCUCCUCCUGUCACUACUGCUACGCCGUACAGCGCACCAGGGACGACCCAAAACACCAUCCUCAUCCUUCGGUCCCGUAGCGAAGAAACCCUCCUCUUGAUCAUUGCGAACGAAGCCUCUAGCCUUGGAUCGACGAAUGCAAUUGUAAAUUGAGUCGCUUCCCCACCGAUACCCCCUUCAUUGGACGCCCGCAUGUCUACGCUCCUUCUCUUUCUAUAACCUCUAUUCCCUUCGCGACAUGGCUGGAAGGCCGCCUCCCGGCGGGCCCUCAAAUCCCGGAGACGACCUCCUCCUCGAUCUCGACGACCAAGCUCCCUAUGGCGCACAUAGGCCCGUGAACGAUGAUCCUACCUCCCGUCCCUCCGUGUCCUAUGACGACUUCGUGGGUGGAAGCCAGACGACCCAUCCUACCGCCAAAAAUCCACCACCAGGAGCCGGCAUCUCCGGUCCUCGACCGCCGUACCUCGUCGAUUCUGAUAGGCAGUACAGCCAGACUUCCGGUCUGGACAACUAUCAGAGGUACGCAGAUGACUUCGACGAUUACCCCGAUGACGGCCAAUCAUACUACCAACACGGGGGGAACGCGGGCGGCGACUCGGCGGGUCGUGCCAAUGCGCGGAGCCGCAACAGUGUGCUCGGGUUGGGCGGCGGCUUCUUAGGGAGAGCUAAGAGCAUGCUCGGGAUGGGGCAGAAAGGCUAUUCGGAGAUGGAUCUACCUUUGACGGAGCCUAGCCAUGGGCAGGUGGAUUCGAGCCGCGAGCAGCAGCCCAAGCAAAACAAGAAAUUCGAGUUGAAGAACUUCAGGUUUGGCUUCGGUAGAGGCAAGCCGGACCCCUCGACCCUCGGCCCCCGAAUCAUCUUCUUGAACAACCCCCCGGCGAAUUCCGCAAACAAAUACAUCGAUAACCACGUCUCUACCGCCAAAUACAACAUCGCCACCUUCCUGCCUAAGUUCAUCGUCGAGCAGUUCUCUAAGUUUGCCAACCUUUUCUUCUUAUUCACCGCGGCGCUACAACAAAUCCCGAAUCUAUCCCCGACGAACCGCUACACCACUAUCGGUCCUCUCAUCGUCGUGCUGCUGGUAUCCGCAGGCAAGGAACUAGUCGAGGAUUACAGGAGGAAGCAAGCCGACAGUUCCCUCAACAACUCGAAGGCGAGGGUCUUGCGGGGGUCCACCUUCGAGGAAACGAAAUGGAUCAACGUGGCGGUGGGCGACAUCGUGAGGGUCCAGUCGGAAGAACCCUUCCCGGCCGACAUCGUCUUGCUGGCAAGCUCCGAACCCGAGGGCCUGUGCUAUAUCGAGACCGCUAACCUCGAUGGCGAGACGAACCUGAAGAUUAAGCAGGCCUUGCCCGAGACGUCUACCAUGGUCAGUCCGGCGGAGCUGAGUAGACUAGGGGGCAGGGUCCGAUCCGAGCAGCCCAAUAGUAGUUUGUAUACGUACGAGGCGACCCUCACGAUGCAGGCUGGUGGAGGUGAGAAGGAACUGCCUCUCAACCCGGAACAGCUGUUGUUGCGUGGCGCCACCCUUAGGAAUACUCCAUGGAUUCACGGGAUAGUGGUCUUCACCGGUCACGAGACGAAGCUGAUGCGUAACGCGACCGCCACUCCCAUCAAGCGGACCAAGGUCGAACGGCAGCUAAACAUACUAGUUCUCGCACUGGUCGGCAUACUGCUGGUUCUCAGCGUCGUAUGUACUGUGGGGGAAUUGGUUUUCCGGUCGGUUCGGUCAGACACGAUUCCUUACCUCAUGCUAGAGGAUCUCGGCUCGGCCAAUCUGGUGGUGCAGGCGAUAUUCAAAGACCUCGUCACGUACUGGGUCUUGUUCUCGUCGUUGGUCCCCAUCUCGCUCUUCGUGACUGUCGAGAUGGUCAAGUACUGGCAUGGCAUACUAAUUAACGAUGACCUGGAUAUCUACUACGACAAGACAGACACGCCGGCGAACUGUCGGACCUCGAGCUUGGUCGAAGAAUUGGGCAUGGUCGGCUUCGUAUUUUCGGAUAAGACCGGGACAUUGACUUGCAAUAUGAUGGAGUUCAAGCAAUGCACGAUUAGCGGGAUACAGUAUGCGGACGAGGUCCCGGAGGAUCGGAGAGCUACCGUUCAGGAUGGCGUGGAAGUCGGCAUCCACGACUUCAAGCGAUUGAACGAGAAUAAGAAAUCGGAUGCGAGCGCCGAGGCGAUUCACCACUUCUUGGCCCUUCUCGCCACCUGCCACACCGUGAUUCCCGAACGGGAAGAAGAGAAGGGGGGUAAGAUAAAGUACCAGGCCGCGUCGCCCGACGAAGGCGCUCUAGUUCAGGGCGCUGUGACCAUGGGAUAUACGUUCGUCGCCCGCAAGCCACGAUCGGUCAUUAUCGAGGUCGAAGGCAAGGAGUACGAAUACGAGCUUCUGGCGGUUUGCGAGUUCAAUUCCACGAGGAAGCGAAUGUCCGCGAUAUAUCGAUGCCCCGAUGGGAAGAUUCGAGUGUACUGCAAGGGUGCAGAUACUGUUAUCCUCGAGCGCCUGAACGAGGACAACCCCCAUGUCGAGCAAACUCUGGUACACCUCGAGGAGUAUGCGUCUGAGGGUCUGCGUACUCUCUGCCUGGCGAUGCGCGAAGUGCCCGAGCAAGAGUUUCAAGAGUGGAAUAGUAUUUUCGAGAAGGCCCAGACUACCGUCGGCGGUAACCGGUCCGAGGAGUUGGACAAGGCGGCAGAGCUCAUCGAACACGACUUUUACUUGCUCGGCGCAACUGCCAUCGAGGACCGCCUCCAGGAUGGCGUGCCCGAGACUAUUCACACACUGCAGCAAGCGAAUAUCAAGGUGUGGGUUUUGACCGGAGAUCGACAAGAAACGGCCAUCAACAUCGGCAUGAGCUCUAAGCUGCUAAGCGAAGACAUGAUGCUUCUGAUCAUCAACGAAGAGGACGCUGCAGCGACCCGCGACAACAUCCAGAAGAAGCUCGACGCGAUCCGGAACAACGCGGAAGGGUCCGUCGAGAUGGACACGCUAGCUCUCGUCAUUGAUGGUAAAUCCCUUACCUACGCCUUGGAGCCAGAAAUGGAGAAGAUCUUCUACGACUUGGCAGUGAUGUGCAAGGCGGUCAUCUGUUGCCGUGUCUCGCCGCUGCAGAAGGCCUUGGUGGUAAAGAUGGUGAAGAAAUUUUCGCCCGAGAUUCUCCUCGCCAUUGGCGACGGAGCCAACGAUGUCUCUAUGAUCCAGGCCGCCCAUAUCGGCGUCGGUAUUUCGGGCGUGGAGGGUCUCCAGGCGGCUCGAUCCGCCGAUAUCUCGAUCGCCCAGUUCCGAUUCCUCCGCAAGCUUACUCUCGUCCAUGGCGCCUGGAGCUACCACCGUAUCAGUAAAACGAUUCUCUUCUCGUUUUAUAAGAAUAUCACUCUCUAUAUGACGCAAUUCUGGUACACAUUCCAAAACGUAUUCUCCGGCGCGAUCAUUUACGAAUCUUGGACACUAUCCUUCUACAAUGUCUUUUACACCGUGCUACCGCCUCUCGUCAUGGGUAUCUUGGAUCAGUUCAUCUCGGCACGGCUGCUUGACCGAUAUCCGCAGCUCUACACCCUGGGACAGAAGAACCAGUUCUUCAAGAUCGGCACUUUCUCCGCAUGGAUCGCGAACGCUGUCUACCACUCGAUCAUCCUGUACAUCUUCGCCGAGCUCAUCUGGUACAGCGAUCUCAAGCUGGUCGACGGCACGAUGGCAGGCCACUGGGUUUGGGGUACGGCGCUGUAUGCGUCUACCCUGGCCACCGUUCUCGGGAAGGCUGCCCUGGUAACCAGUAAUUGGACGAAGUACCACGUCAUGGCCAUCCCGGGCAGUAUGGUUAUCUGGUACGUGUUCGUCGUCGUCUACGGGUUGGUCGCUCCCAGGCUCGGGUUCUCCCAGGAAUACGACGGGCUGGUACCCAAGCUCUUCUCCAAUCCCGUCUUCUGGCUUCAGACUGUGGCCCUACCCAUCCUAUGCCUCCUUCGAGACAUCGCAUGGAAGUACUCCAAGAGAAUGUACUACCCGCAGACAUAUCACCACAUACAGGAGAUCCAGAAGUACAACAUUCAGGAUUACCGUCCGAGGAUGGAGCAGUUCCAGAAGGCGAUCCGAAAGGUCCGCCAGGUACAGCGGAUGCGGAAGCAACGCGGCUACGCUUUCUCGCAAGCGGACGAAAGCCAGACGCGGGUGAUAAAUGCUUACGAUACAACGAGACACAGGGGAAGAUACGGCGAGAUGCCGGCGUCGACACCGGGCAGGUAGUUUAUAGGGGGUAGGCCCCGGCUAUUGAUCGCGGUCAGGCGACAUGAUUACCACGAAUCUCAAAUCUUGGUCGUGAUAGGUAGCGUUGU
Molecule: messenger RNA, 4354 nt
Organism: Durotheca rogersii
Lineage: Eukaryota; Fungi; Ascomycota; Sordariomycetes; Xylariales; Xylariaceae
Product: phospholipid-translocating P-type ATPase
Exons: 3
Coding region: 258-4265 (1335 amino acids)
Biological process (GO): phospholipid translocation; endocytic recycling; intracellular protein transport
Cellular component (GO): plasma membrane
Molecular function (GO): ATP hydrolysis activity; ATP binding; ATPase-coupled intramembrane lipid carrier activity
Source: RefSeq, a predicted model, not a curated record